GCUGAUCGUACAGAAAGUAGUUCCAAAGCAUUGUUCAGUAUUUUCUAAAGUGGACUCCUCCGAAUUAUCUGUGCUUACACAUCACUUGUUUAUUUCUAAUAAUCAUAUUUUACUUGAUUGUUAUCAAAAGAUCUUUCUCAUUUUCAUCCAAAUUCCAUUGUAUCGACCCUAAAUUAUAUUCGUACGCCCCUGUCACCGGCAAGUUACUUUUGACCUAGUGUUUACAGUGUGCCUGCAGUUACGUCAAAUAAGUUUUCUUUCAUAUUGGAAUCGUUGUUAAAAGGCCCAGUAAUGUAGUUGUACAUAGAAGGCAUCCAUGCUUCUUUUCUCCUGUAAAUACUGUAGUAAUACGUUUUUGUAACAACUUUCGUUUUAAGGGUGGCACCAAACUUUCUCCAAUUUCAUAUACAACAAAAAUAUAUUUAUAAAGAAACUUGAAGAGACGAGAGAGCGAACAAAAACGACAAAACAGUAGAACAAGUGUGCGUGAGAGAGGAAAGGAAGAGAGAAUAAUUGAUGUCAGCCGGUGAGCGAGAGGCGGGAGGUGACUUGAUGAACAAUUGGACGUGAUUCAUGCUGUAAGAAAAACGCUGACAUGACAAUAUCGACCAGAGGACAGGGGAUCACUGUGGAGCCCCCUGAUCCACAAAACAAUGCCGUUCCGCCGGCCCAACAACCAUCGGCCAUCCAACCGGGGGGACCAUCAUCGCUGAGUCUACAGCUCUCCGAACCCCCGGCCAACAACGACGUCGAGGGAGGCCCCUCGUCGACCGCCGCCGACCUCGAGGUCAAGGGCAAACAAGGUCAUGACCUUGAGGCGAAAGUCAAACAAGGUCAUGACCUUGAACAGGUGACUGCAUCGUCCUGUAACGAUAUCAACUGCGCCUGCCAGGAGCCCGACUUUCCGCAUGCCAAGUUGGUCACCCUGGACGAGAAGAUAUCCAGCACAAGAUGGGUGGUGCCUGUGUUGCCCGACCAGGAGCUCGAGGUCCUUAUCAAUGCUGCCAUACAUUUGUGUCGCACUGGUCAAGACGUGCGAAGCGAAGCGUGCCAGCGGUUCUUCCGCGAGGGUCUGACCAUCUCGUUCACGAAGAUCCUGACUGACGACGCGGUGAACAGCUGGAAGAACAACAUCCACAGCUGCAUCCUCAGCAACUGCAGUCGGCUGGUCGAGCUGUGCGUCGUCAAGCUCAGUCAGGACUGGUUUCCGCUGCUCGACCUGCUCGCCAUGGUCUUGAAUCCCAACAACAAAUUCCACACAUAUAACGCGGCGCGGCAAUCGGAGAGCGUGCCACUGUCGUCCAAUAUGGCCGACGAGGAGCUGUAUGCGCGGCCUCCGCCCGAUGCUCGUUCGCCGCGCGGAUGGCUCGUCGAUCUUAUCAACAAGUUCGGUAGUUUAGAUGGCUUUCAAAUUCUUCUAGAAAGGUUUCAGACUGGUAAAAAUCUGACGAUACCUGUUAUCUAUGCACUGCUGCGGCCUUUCGGACUCUGCUACGAAUUGCUCACUGUUCAUACCGUUACCAAAUAUUUUAUGCCCAUUGUGGAAAUGGUACCAAAUGUUCUGGAUAACUUGACGGAUGACGAAUUGAAGAAGGAGGCAAAAAACGAAUCGAAAAAUGACGCAAUUUCGGCGAUUAUAAAAGCGUGUAAAAAUCUUAUAUCGAAACUUCCAAGGCAAGAAGAAACAAUCAAGAAUUUGGAAAUCUUCAGGCUAAAAAUGAUUCUUAGGUUGUUGCAAAUUUCGUCGUUCAACGGCAAAAUGAACGCUCUGAACGAGGUGAACAAAGUGAUAGCCAGUGUGACCUACUACCCACACAACCGCCCUCAUACGGCCGCCAUUGAGCCACAGGAGGAGGAGUGGCUCACACCCGAACGGAUGGCGAAAUGGAUCAAGGAGAACAAAGUGCUGGAGAUAGUCCUGCGCGACUCGCUGCACCAGCCGCAGUACGUGGAGAAGCUGGAGAAGAUACUGCGCUUCAUCAUCAAGGAGCGCAGUUUGUCGUUGUCCGACCUUGACGCGGUGUGGGCGGCACAGGCCGGCAAGCAUGAGGCCAUCGUCAAGAAUGUGCACGAUCUGCUUGCCAAGUUGGCUUGGGACUUCUCGCCUGAGCAGCUCGAUCAUCUGUUUGAGUGCUUUCAGGCAAGUUGGACGAAUGCGCCAAAGAAACAAAGAGAGAAACUGUUGGAGCUUAUCAGACGAUUAGCUGAGGAUGACAAGGAUGGAGUUAUGGCUCAUAAGGUUUUGACACUUUUCUGGAACCUAGCUCAUUCGGAAGACGUUCUAACAGAAAUCAUGGACCAGGCAUUGAGUGCUCACGUCAAAAUUUUAGAUUAUAGUUGCUCACAGGAGCGCGACUCGCAGAAAACAGAGUGGCUAGACCGGUGCGUGGAAGAGUUGAAGUCGAACGAGAUGUGGGUGUUGCCGGCCCUGAAGCAGAUUCGCGAGAUCUGCUGCCUCUAUGAACCCAACCCCAACGUCAACCACACGCAGCGAUCGCACCAGAUUCUCUACCGGCAGGAGAUGAUCGAAAGACUGCAGAACCAGCAUGGCCUUGUAGUUCUAGUUACAAAUAGUCUCACCUCGUAUAUGGCUAAUGUUAGGCAACUAGCGAGAGAUAAUCCAGAUUUGGACCCGAAUACGUUUUAUCCAGAUCGACGAUUCAAUCAUAUUUUACAAGUUCAAGAGCGCCUUAAUUUUCUUAGGUUCUUACUAAAAGACGGGCAACUGUGGCUGUGCGCCGAACAAGCUCGCCAGAUCUGGCAGUGCCUCGCCGAACAGGCCGUGUUCACAUCGGACAGAGAGGCUUGCUUCAAGUGGUUCAGCAAGCUGAUGGGAGACGAGCCCGACCUCGAUCCGGCCAUCAACAAGGACUUCUUUGAGAACAAUGUCCUCCAGCUGGACCCCACGCUGUUGACUGAGAGCGGUAUCAAGUGUUUUGAACGAUUUUUCAAGGCUGUGAAUUUGAAAGAAGGAAAACUAAAAAUGAAGAAACGAACAAUUCUGAUGGACCAUGUAGAUUUAAUAGGCACUGAAUACAUUUGGAGGGUGGUUACAAAUAGUAGCGACGAAAUAGCCAGUAGAGCGAUAGAACUACUGAAAGAAGUGAGCACCAACCUAGGUCCACGCCUCCAGUCGUCUUGUGUUGAAUUUCACGAAAACUAUAUAUCCGAAUGCCUGGAUCGACUCAGGGCUCACUAUGACACAAUAACUGUUCUAAAACAAACCAACACACCGCAGGAUACCCAGCACUUGAAUAGGUUACAGAGUGAAUCAGUGAGGAUGUGUCGUGUGAUGAAAGUUCUACAAGAAUAUAUCAGCGAAUGUGACGGCGAAUUUGUAGGCGAAAGGAAACUAUUACCAUUGCAUAGAUCUAGCCGAGGGAAACACAUGGGCAUAAUAGUUAGGAUAUCGUACCCGGGUCGGCAGGCGGAAGACGUUGAAAUGUUGACUCACAGCAACGACACGAUUGGCUCAAUUAGGCGACAGAUCUUGAAGAGGAUGAAGACCAGUGGACCCAGCCUCAAAGUAGAUCUGUUUGUGAAUGGAGAUCUCCUAGAUCCGGCUGAGGAUCGAAGGCUAUUGUCACAGUUACCGAUUAGAGAUAAAACUGUAAUUUCAGCGAAAAUGACGCAGGGCAACACGAAUACAGCUAGCUCCCCUGAAAGCAGUUCGGAUAGUUCUACCAGCUCCCCGCAGCAUUCCUACGAUAAUCCCAAUUUAGAAGCUGAAAAUUCAUUACCUGGAGUGCUGAUGUCACAGACGAGCAGCUACGUGCAGUUCUUCCUGCAGGUGGCAGACAGGGGCUGUGAGCUGGGCGAUGCAGUGGUGCGCGACUCGGCACGCGCAAUACUCAAGCUAAUUCCGCCCGACACGCAGACGAUAAACGACCUGCACACGUUGUUUGCGCCGCCAACUGCGCCCUCCACCGCGCCCUCCUCUGUGCCAACUGCGCCACCCACGGUCGACAGUGUCUUCUUCAAUGUGUCGCAGUCACGGGUGUUGUACAAUCUCGAGGUAAUGUACACCCUUCUAAUGCCAGCCGCCGAUCCUCUGUCGGACAAAGCGUUCGAGUUUCAGUUGAACUUCCUCUGCAGUCCUCACGCUCCAGUUAUCCUCGACAUGCUCACCAAAAACAAUUUUCUUCCAAACGCCGAUGUCGCUACCAAAAGAUCCGCUUACCUGAUGGUGCUAAAAAUGUGCAAGAUACUGUUGUCUGUUUUGGGCCACAUAAUGUACCGGCUGAUGGACGAGACACCCCCUCCUCCCAGCCAGGAGCAGCCAGAACCCCCUGCGGCCUCCCUUGACACCGACAACAAUCCUGCCGCUAAUCCGGCCCCGGGCGCAACUCCCAACUCGGCUAAUCCGGCGCUUUGCAACGGGGGCAUUGAUAGUGUACAGCAGCAGGCGAAUAGUCCUAAUAUGCAGCGAUGUCCAGUGGUGGUGUUGAAGCAGGCGCUUGCCAACCUGCCCAACUCGAACACAGAGUACAUGCUGCGAACAGUCGUCUGCAAGCUGGCACAGAACUAUACCACCCAGGUAGUGUUGACGAACAAGAAGAGCACUCGCUGCGUGAUGCUGGAUGCGGCACUGGCUUGGCAGCUUCCGGGUGCAGAGACGAUCAAGGCAGUGAUGCAGAUGGCGUGGGUGGCCAGGGCUGGCAAUCUGCAUCUGCUGCAGGUCACUGACAUCAUCGAGAGUGCCACCGCCAACAGCGCUGCUGCCCAGCAUGAUGAUAUAUUAGGCAUCGGAGGGUUCAACAUUCAUACUUCUUUCACCAAGCGACAGAUCAGAGUUCUUAAUUGGUCGAGCGAAGCUGAGGUGUUGACGAACAAGAAGAGCACUCGCUGCGUGAUGCUGGAUGCGGCGCUGGCUUGGCAGCUGCCGGGUGCAGAGACGAUCAAGGCAGUGAUGCAGAUGGCGUGGGUGGCCAGGGCUGGCAAUCUGCAUCUGCUGCAGGUCACUGACAUCAUCGAGAGUGCCACCGCCAACAGCGCUGCUGCCCAGCAUGAUGAUAUAUUGGUUUGCCGGGAAGCGCUGGAAGUGUUAACAGUUUCUCUAGUCCUUAGUCCAAAUUGUCUGGAGUCGUUGAUAAGGGAGCCCAUGUGGCAAACGUUCAUUAUAGAUCUUCUACUUUGCGCUAACAAUAGGGCAGUUCGAGUGGCAGCCGUCGAACAGUUCCUGAUGAUCUCAACGUUGGGCUGUUCGCAGUACCCACUUCAGCUAACCAUAAUUCAUUUGUUCAGCGUCCUUCACACCAUGGUCGUCGACUAUGCUCGUAAUUCGCACGAAUAUUUUCAGCUUCUCUGUAGACUUCUCAAUUUCGCGUUUAUCUACAACUGUCCAUUACCAAAUGCCGAAACAUUGCUGAAUAGUGAGAUACGGUGGCUCAAAGAAAUUAGGGCGAAAGUGAAGAAAACUGGCGAGACAGGAGUAGAAGAUGCUGUUCUGGAAGGCCACCUGGGCAUUGCAAAGGAGCUUCUUUCAUUCAUGUCUCCCGAGAAGAAGUUUCAAAUUGGAGCCUGCGAUAAAACAAAAAUCUUCCUCAUCAAGGAACUGGUGGAGGACUUUAUCCUGCCGGCGUCGCGGCUGAUGCUGCACCUACAGCGAACGGGCGAACUGAUCGGCGAGCAGGCGGUGCCCGUCUGCAGUCAGCCACAGACACUGGGCUCUGCCUUCGAUCUGCUGGCCACACUCUGCGUCGGCUGUGUGCCCAACAUGAAGCUCCUCACCAACAUGCUCACCGAUAUGUUCUAUUCUGAGCGCGACGACCCCCUGGUGGAGUGGGACUACCUGCCUCCGGUGGGGCCGAGGCCUUGCAAGGGCUUUGUGGGCCUGAAGAACGCCGGCGCCACCUGCUACAUGAACUCUGUGCUGCAGCAGCUGUACAUGGUGGAGGGCAUCCGGGUGGGACUGCUGGCAGCUGACGGGGCGGCAACCGACCUCAACGAGGACUUCUCCGGCGAGGAGAGGCCUGACAAUGAGGUGGAUGAGAAGAACAGUCUGGAUGAAUCGAGGAAAGAGUACAACAUCGGUAUACUGAAGCAAGUUCAGGCAAUAUUUGGGCAUUUGGCCUACAGCAAACUACAGUACUACAUCCCAAGAGGGCUGUGGAAGCAUUUCAAAUUACAGGGUGAACCAGUCAACUUACGCGAACAGCAAGAUGCGGUGGAAUUUUUCAUGAGCCUAGUCGAAAGUAUUGAUGAAGCGUUGAAAGCUCUAGGACAGGAGCAAAUUAUGGGCAAAAUUCUCGGCGGAUCCUAUUCUGAUCAAAAAAUUUGCAAAGGAUGUCCGCAUAGGUAUUCGAAAGAAGAGCCUUUUAGUGUGAUUAGUGUAGAUAUUAGGAAUCAUUCGACUCUGCUGGACUCGUUGGAACAGUACGUGAAGGGGGAACUGCUGGAAGGCGCCGAUGCCUAUCACUGUGAUAAAUGUAACAAAAAGGUGGUAACCGUGAAACGGCUGUGCGUGAAAAAACUACCGCCGAUCCUAGCCAUUCAGCUGAAGCGAUUCGAGUACGACUUUGAGCGUGUAUGCGCCAUCAAGUUCAACGACUAUUUUGAAUUUCCGCGCCACUUGGAUAUGGCGCCCUACACUGUGACCGGAUUGGCCAAGCAGGAGGGAGAGAUGGUGGACUGUGAGGGCGGUGUGGCGGCAGGGGGUUGCACCAAGUAUCAGCUGACUGGCAUUGUGGUGCACAGUGGUCAGGCGAGUGGUGGUCACUACUACUCGUACAUACAUCAUCGGCCCAGUGAGGGUCCGCCAAGAUGGUACAAAUUCGACGACGGAGACGUGAGUGAGUGCAAGAUGGAGGAUGACGAAGAGAUGAAGAUGCAGUGCUUCGGCGGGGACUACAUGGGUGAGGUGUUCGACCACAUGCUGAAGCGCAUGAGCUAUCGGCGACAGAAGCGCUGGUGGAACGCAUACAUGCUCUACUACACGCGCAACGACGUACAAGAGAACAACCUGGCCAAGUCACUCAACCAGCUCUCCUUGUCUGAUGUCAAACAGGGACUGAUGAAGAUGCCGGCUGCCAUAGAACGUAGCGUGCGAAGACAGAACAUCCGCUUCAUGCAUAAUAGGAACCAAUUCUCAACCGAGUACUUCCAGUUCAUGAGGCGGUUGGCCGCCUGCAAUAUACCGCCCAUUGGACGACAGCAUCCUGACAAACAGAGUCCAGAAGCGGAAGAACUGUCGAUGUUGACUGUGCAAAUAUUGAGCAAGUUCCUGUAUCACACGGGCUUCCACACGAAGAAGUCGCUGCGAGGCAAUGCCACCGACUGGUUUGACGCCCUCAACUACCACAUACGCACCUUCAAAACUGUGCGCUCCUGGUUUGCGCACAACGUUCUAUUCAAACAUCCACACAGGUUCAGCGAGUACUUGCUAAGCUGUCCAAGCAUGGAAGUUCGUUCGGCCAUGAUGAAAAUCAUCGUUUUUCUGGCGCACUACUCGUUGCAAGAUGGCCCCUGUCCACCUCCCAUGGUCAACGCCCCCACAAUCCUGUUGGACCCGAAGGCGACGAUGAGCGACCACCUGCUGAUGGCCGUGCUCUCCCUGGUGCACAAGGAGGUGUCCGAACAUGGCCGCCAUCUGCCGCACUACUUCACUCUCUUCCACAUGUAUUCCUCGUUCGGCAUCAACGAGAGGACACAACUAAUCAGGUUGAACGUGCCAGCUACCUUCAUGCUAGUGGCCCUGGACGAGGGUCCGGGCCCGCCGAUCAAGUACCAGUACCCCGAGCUCACCAAACUGCACCUGGUUGUGUCGCAGCUGAUUCGCUGCUGUGACGUCACCAGCAAGACACAGUCGUCGACGGGCGGAGCGCCCCUACCCAACCCCUAUGCCGAAGGCGAUCAGUACAUUGUGCCCAUACAGAUUCAGGCCGCUGAUAUACUCUACUCGAGGUCUACGUACGUGAAGAAGGUGAUCGAAGACCUGCAGCUGACGGAGGAGGGCAUGAAGCUGCUGCAGUUCUGCUGCUGGGAGAAUCCACACAUGUCGCGCACUGUGCUUAGUGAGCUGCUCUGGCAGAUUGCAUUCGCCUACUGCCACGAGUUGCGCCACUUCAUGGACCUGCUGCUCGGCACGCUCCUCAUGCAGGACUCCUGGCAGUCGCAUCGCAUACACAACGCCAUGAAGGGUAUGCCAGAUGAGAGGGAAGGCCUGUUUGACACAAUUCUGCGCGCGAAGAACCAUUACCAGAAGCGCGCCUACCAGUGCAUCAAGUGUCUAGUGUCGCUGUUCACCAAAUGUCGCGUCGCCUUCCAAAUGCUGCAGGGCAAUGACGAGCUCAAACGCAAGUGGGGGCUGGCUGUUGAAUGGCUGCAGGACGAACUCGACAGAAGGCCAUACGUGUCGAGUGGGUACAGCAACUGGUCCCCGCCGGCGCAGAGCAAUGAGACCACCAAUGGCUACUUCCUCGAGCGCAGCGGUAGUGCCAGGAAGACCUUGGAGCUCGCUUGCGAACUCUGUCCUGAUGAGGAGCCAGAAGCUGAGGAGACAUCGGAGGAGGGAGAGCCGUCGCAGAGUGGUGAGGAGGGUGGUGGAGUAAGGGAAGUGGGAGGAGCGGGACAAGAGAUGGACUUGCAACAUCAAAACGACAGCUGGAAGCGAAUGAAGCGCUCUGUGCUAGUCGAUCAGGUGGACCAAAGACGCACGAUGAUACUCCGCCAGCAGCAGCCGCCCCAACAGGCACCGAAACCAGUGGUGACGGGUGAGGAGGAGUACUCGGAGGUGUUUCCUGCCGGCAAAUAUCAGCAACAGCAGCAGGAGCAGGGUGGAAGUGGUAGUGGGGGAAGCAAGCUGUGUGCGCAGGACGAGACAGGUGCGCUCAUCAAUCCCGCACUCUACUACGACUAUCUGGUGGGCAAACAACAGCAGCAACAACAACAGGGCGGUCAACAACAGCCACAACAACAACAACAGAGGCAGGAUGCUGAGUGGGAUGUUUGUCCACCCAGCUCGACCCUUCUGCGACUGAGAACGUCGGAGCAACCUCAACCAGAGCAGCAGCAACCGGCGGUGACGGUGGUUCCCAAAACGCAGCCAACGGUGGUGCCCAAAACACAGUCAACGGUGUCGCUGUGCCCGGUGGAGGGUGUUGAGGACGAGGAGGAGGUGGAACUGGUCACCAUCGAUCCUCUCAGUCCCCCCCUCCCCGACGACCCUAGUCGGCCUAGUAAGUAAUCACUAAACGCGUGUGUUCGCGCAAAUUGGAAAGGCCGUGUCACAUUGAGGCACGCUGCACUCUGAUGAUACAACCUUACUGUGAACACACCUUAUAUCACUCGUCUCUGUGUUGACCACCUCACCAUACGAUGCUUCUAGCCAAACUUAGUCCCUCUUUCUACUACUAAGAUUGUGGGAUUAAAAGUAACAGUGAUUUUUAUACUAAAAAACAUCAUCAAACUAUUGUAAAUUGGUCCGCUGCUUCAACUAAUAUUAUUAGAGAUUUGAGAGAAGAAACAUUUCUAGUAAUUUUCGCAAGUUGAUAUUAAUACUACAUGACGCUGUUGAUUUUUACGGCAACAUUAUUACCCAUCAGACUGUUUUGAAACUGUAAGCCUUUUUGAGAAAUUUGUAAAUAAUAUUAUUUAUUUGCCGCGUGGUUCGCUUUGUGUAAUAUAUAAUAAUAUAAUCAGUCUGAAUUUUUCUUGAAAUGCUAUUACCAACAUCAGACACUCGGAAAUAUUAUAAAUGUGAGUGAUGAAUAAAUCCUACUAUCUGAACAGUUGCAGCUUGUUAUAUUUUUUAGCGAUGUUUUAAAAUAUUACAACCUUUUAAAUGAUUUGCAAAUUUAAAUCAUGUUUGAAACAUCACAGUUUUUAAUAAGCUUGAAAUAUCCAAGAUAAUCGUUGAAUUAUUGAUCAAACAUUGCUUGAAUUUGAGGGGCUCGAAUAUAAAUUAUGACUAUUUUAAAAAUUGUGUGAAAUGUGGGAAAUAUAUAGAAGUGAAGAAGCUUGGAAAAUGUCUGAGAACUGAAUUGAUUUUGAAACAUGUCUGGGGACUGAAGAUGUUUUGAAUUUUCAAAACUAUGAGAGAGUUGAAGAGUUGAGCUAUUUUAUUGAAAAUUUUCUGAUUAAUUGAAUAAUAUACUGAAUAAGAAACCUGUUUCUAGAAGAAGACAGUGUUGACUGAAGUUUUGACGUCUUAUAAAGAAAAUUUUGUACUAGAGUUUCUCGAUAGAAGCAUUUUUCUUCAUAAUGUUAUUGGCAUUGUAAUUAUGCUGUAGUCAAAUUGACGGUAAAUUAUUUAUUGGACAUAUGAGCGGAGUUUGAAAAGAAUUUCUGUAAUAUGUAAAUUAAUGUGAACUUUUUCAGAACAAAAUAAUAAUUGCUGGAAAAUAAGACGUAUGAUUGCCAUUUUUCAUUAAUAAAUUCUUUGUCUAACUUGAAUUUCGUUGGAUCAGCAUCCUAGACGUCAUCGUAAUCGUGAUUAGAAAUUUGAAUUUAUCUACCGAUAUUUAUUUGUUUUAGAGCUUGUUUUCAUGACUUCCCAAUUCAAAUAAAUCAAUCGAGUGCACUUAAGAAACAUUGAAAUGACUAAUCAAUUAAGUGAUUAAAGUGUUAAGAUUCAAUUCUUUUGAAAUAUCAAGAAAUUGAUUUUUCCUAGAACGUUCACUUUUUUCAUGAUUACAUGAUGUUUAUGACUAGUAUUUUUUCCUUCGAUAAUUCUCUUUUCAUAUCAUUCUGAUUAAAUAAUAUUGACUUCUUUCCUAUCCUUGACUGAUACUUGAUUGUAAAUUGUAAAUUCAUUUAGUACUUCAAUGUUCACGGAUCUCAUCAAAUCAUUAUUUUUUUAAUAUAAAAUUCAAAUUUGUGUGCUAACUAUGUCAUAUUAUUAAAUUUAUUAACUAUGAUUAAAAUUAAUGUGAUUUUACUCAAUCUCUGAUUGCAUACCUAUAUGAAAAAAAAUUAUUUGAAAUUUGAUUAUAAAAAUGAAUAGAAAUUUUUCUAGUAGAUUAAAUAUUGUGUAGAAAAUAUCAACAGUAAAUUAUUAUGAUUAUUUAUGUUUUCCACUAGAAAUGAUGAAUUGAUAUUUCAAGAUGUUAUCAUCCAUUGUAUUGGAGUUUGUGAGAGAAUUGAUUUCCAAAAAUCUGUGAUAUACCACAGUCUUUUUGAACAAUAUAAAUUUUGAAAUGAAUUUUCUAUGAUUAAUUUAUGGAAUAAACCAUACUCUUGAGUACCCUAAAAAGUACUAUAAAAUAUUUAUUACCUAAUUAAUUAUUGAUUUUAUGGCAAGUUAUAAACGUGUUUGGCAUUUAAAGGAGUUCAUGAACUUAUUGAAAAGUAAUAAUUUCUUACUAUUCUUGAGAAAUCAUGAAAUAUUAAAAUUUAUAUUUGUGAAUUCAUGAAUUAUUAAUCAUAUUUCAUAAUCGAUCAAAACUCAUGUAAUGAGGAAUCCAAUGGAAAAUAUCAUACUAGACAAAGAAAUAUAAUACAAAUGAAAUGAAAAUAAUAGACAUCGAUAAUAAUGAGAAUAUAUCACUACAUUUCAUUACAAUACUGUUUAUGGUUCUAGAGAACUAGAUAUACACAUCUACAAAAUUGUUAUCACACCCAAUAAACAUGCUUACUAUUUAUUCAAUUAACGUUGACGAAUUAUUAUAGUCUUAUUUAUUUAUAAAUUAGUAUUAUUCCUUGCAUAAACUAGCAGGUUGGUUUAUGAUUAUAUUGUUCGAUUCGAAAACUAAUUAUUGUUAUUACUUAAUAUCAAUUGCUGACUGUUUAUCGGUACUUUGUUAUGUAAUGUAUUAUGUUUUUAUUCAAAAAUAUUAAAAUUUUCAACUAGAACACAAAAUUCAGUCUAAAUUAUUAGAAGACAAGUUUUCACAGAAAACUCCUAUCCAAAUAUUCGAUCUAGUAGUUUUUAAUGUUUCGAAAAUAAAAUAUCAAAUUAAUAUAUUAUAUAAACAGAUUGCUGAUAAGGAAUUGUCAGUUAUGAAAUUGUAAGUUAGGAUUAUGGUGAAUAAAGAAAUUUCCUAUCUUGAAUGUAGUUGCUAUUUGUAAAAUUUUAUCUGAGAAAAUCGCUGCAGAUUUUGAUAGUUUUCAUCAAAAAUGGUAAACUCAGUUGGUAUGUUGUAGAGGACGAUAAAAUAUAGCAAGUUUUGAACUAGAAUGAAAGAUAUUUCGCAAAGUUAUUGUUUUAAGUCUCAUCUUCUUGAAACACUAAAAAAGAUGGUUAAUACUCUCGAAUAGAUACAGAUUUAUAAAUUGAGGCAGGAUGAUAUUGAUUGUUUUUAUGUGUUAGAAAUUUUUGUAAAUGUAUAUAACGUAUGCUCUUUCCUAAACUGUGUGUACAGAGCUAUCAGUUAUUUUUAUGUACUGCUAGAUUAACUAAAAAAUCUUGAGUUAUUUGGGUACUUGAAUAAUGUUGUCUUUUGUAAUUUGCGACAAAUAUGUGAAAAAAAACAUUAAAAAACGACAGGUGUAAGUUAUCUUUCUGUGUAAAGUGUGUAUAAUUUAUUGUUUAGUUUUGAAAUUAAUUUUUAACAAUUAUUGCAGAAGUCUGUGAUAGUUACAGCUUGUCAAGUUAUGAGUGGUUUAUAGUAAACUAUCAAUAUUUAAUAAAUGGUUCUUAUAACCGAUGUGUUAAUCAAUCAGUAAUGAAACAGUGUAGUUACACAUUACACACUUAGCAACUGUGCGAAUGAAUAGUUAGUUAUUUCAAUUUCAAAACCUAUAGCAAUGAAAAGCAAGGCAUUUCAAAUCGCCAUUUUCAACAUAUUUUUUAGGAGGGUGGUUCUAUAAAUAAUAUCAUCUCGAAUUACUUGAAAUCGAUUUUUGAAUCAUUGUAUUGUAAGGUAUUAAAAUACUGAAUUUGAAUCGUUCAUCAUUAUACAUAAAAUUAAUCAUGAAUUAUAUUUUCCCUUGAAAUUCUCCUCUGCCUCUUCUUAUUUCAAUUACUGCCGAUUUAUGUUAUCUCUCUUCUCUAUAAAAAGUAGAGAAUGAAGCUAAUUUUACUUCUGUACAAUUAAUAAUAAUUAUAUAUAACACCACCCUCUUGAUAUGACAAACCGAAAUGACUAGAAGAUUACAACAUAAUACCAAAAAGGAACAAACGUUAAUUAAUGAUUAUUCUGUAACUUGUUCUUUUUGCUUCAAUUAAUGCUUUAUUAUUGUUUGUUUUCAUGUUUUAUAUAUUAUGUGUCACUGGUGAGCAUUACAUGCAUUCGAUUUCAUAGUAGAGAUUUCAAUUUCAAAUUUUAGGCUCUAGAUAUAACGAACUACCUACUCAAAACAUGCAGCAUAAUUAUUCAAUAGUUACAUCGAGACCAACAAAUAGAAAAUUGUCCAAUUGAAUAAUUUUAGUUGGCUAUUGUUACAACUAUUUUGGCUAGUUGAUUAUUGGACUGUUGUUUCUUUUCCUUCAUUCUCAUCUUUGUCAUUUACUUAUUUAGUCAUUAGAAUUGAAUUAAAUUUUCCGAACGUUCCCUAUCACUUCUGCACCUCUGUGUGUCAUUCUACUAAUCAUCAUGAAACUUGAAUAUUUAUUUGAUCGAAUGCAUUUUUAUCUAAUAAGCUUUUUUAUAAUUUUUUUGUGCUCAAAAAAUAUUGAGACUGUAAAAAUGUUGAAAAAAUAAUUAUUAUACUCGUUUGUUUAUUGUAUUUAAGUAUAGAUGAUCUAUAAAUAUAUAAAUAUUAUAAAUAAAUAUAUUUUCCAAAUCAUCUUUUACAGUUACAAAAAUGAACAUUGAAUACUUGUCAAAAGGCGACUGAAAUGUUGCUUCUAUGUACAGUCAUUUUCAUGUAAUUGUGUUUAUUAUUAUUAAUUAUUAUACAUACUGUUUAAAAAACUUUGUUCAUUUUUUUCCUGGAUUAGAUCGCAUUUCAUGUAAAUUAUUUUCUUGCGAGAAAAAUGACUUUGAAAAUAAAUGAGCGCUAUCACG
Messenger RNA from Nilaparvata lugens (brown planthopper), 13886 nucleotides. It is a transcript of the gene faf, whose product is annotated as probable ubiquitin carboxyl-terminal hydrolase FAF-X. Lineage: Eukaryota; Metazoa; Arthropoda; Insecta; Hemiptera; Delphacidae. Gene Ontology annotation, biological process: cell migration; protein deubiquitination. Gene Ontology annotation, molecular function: cysteine-type endopeptidase activity; cysteine-type deubiquitinase activity. Gene Ontology annotation, cellular component: nucleus; cytosol. The record is from RefSeq and is a predicted model, not a curated record.